Molecule: messenger RNA, 1530 nt
Organism: Linum trigynum
Lineage: Eukaryota; Viridiplantae; Streptophyta; Magnoliopsida; Malpighiales; Linaceae
Source: the annotation of a GenBank genome assembly
GAACUAGCGAAAUAUAAGGGAGAGGAAAAACUUAACUUCUAUUAUUGAUGUUUAUCAUACGGAUUUACACAACGUAAGAGUGGAUUAUCGCAUAACAAAGUGCGACGAAAUGAUGAGAGGGAAAUAAGGAAGGUGAUUGUAACAACAUCAUGGAGGUGGACGAGGUAGCACAGGAGAGUGAGUUACUCUUUUAUAGAACCUACACCCAAACGUUCGGGGUGUUACAUCUUAUAACACUUCCAUCCAUCUCUCCAACAUAAAAAAAUAAAAAAAUAACGAUAUUUACUUUUCCUUGAUAUUUUUCUAUAUUUUUAUAGGAUACUUUUCUAUAUUUAGUUCUAAAAGUCUUUUGAAAGUUAAGGAAAAGAUUAUACAAUUUCUUUUUACACAUUUUGGUAAAAUAAUAAAUAUAUGCGUUAUCUCUCCAAAUCCUUCCACUAUAAAUCAACCUAGUUUCACCUUCACAUCCAAACUACACAACACUAUUUCUCAAAACACCAUGAAAAUGAACAACCCCAAUAUUCCUCACACUCGCGCUCUUCUCCUCGUCUUCCUUCCCAUCUUCCUCUCACUCGCAACCGCGAUCCAAACAUCGUUGCUGGUUCAAACCUGCAAGAGAACCAGCGACGCCGCGCUCUGCCUCUCGUCCCUUUCAUCAAACCCUAGGACACCCUCGGCCCGCGACGUCAAGACACUGGCUCUGAUAGAGCUCGACACAAUAUCAACCAAAACCAACGCCACCGUGGACACCAUCAUUCAAUUGCUCAACAAUACCACGGACGAGUAUAUGUUACGAGCCUAUGGGUCCUGCGUCGACACAUUCGGCGGAAUCGUGGUGAACAGGAUUCCACAGGGAAUCGCGGCUUUGAAUUCGAAAAAUUAUGCGGAAGCGAAGAAUCAGGUUGGAUUAGUUCAGUCCGAUGUGCAGUUAUGCUUCGAACAUUUUUCCGAGAAGCAGCCGUUUACUAGUGGAUCUAAGCUUGUCAGUCGUUUGGCUGGUGUGGCCAUUGGGAUCAUUAGUUUGUUGCAUUGAAGUGAUGUAAUGUUGUAGUUUUUUUGGGUUAAUUAAUAAUAAUUAUGUCGGGUUGAUUUUGGUGCUUUGUUGUGAAUUGAGGAGUCUUGUCGUCCUUGCCCACAUUUUGAUUUUUGACAUGCCAUUGAAAGGCACUACAACAAAUAUGGCCUUUUAUGACCAUCUCCAUGCAACUAAAUUAUUUUUGGUCGGCAAAGGCUUAUUUUUUAUGACCAAUUAUAGUUUAGUAAUGAAAAGUUUGAUGAAUUGGUCACUAGCUAAAAAAAGAGUUCUUAUAACCAAAUUAAAAUUUAUAUGACCGAAAAAAUUUAGUAAUAAAAUGUUGAAUUUUUUUCCUAACCAAAACUAUCUGUUUAUUAUCCUUAAUGCUUUUUAAAGUAACUAAUAGUUUUGGUCACAUAAACAUGCUAAAAUAGUCACUUACAAAGAAAAAAAAAUUGUGACCAUACUAAAGUUUACAUUACUAAAAAUAUUGGUAAUAAAGCAAUUAAAUAAUU